Messenger RNA from Octodon degus (degu), 1854 nucleotides. RefSeq names its product mex-3 RNA binding family member D (gene Mex3d). The transcript is spliced from 3 exons. Lineage: Eukaryota; Metazoa; Chordata; Mammalia; Rodentia; Octodontidae. Gene Ontology annotation, molecular function: RNA binding. The record is from RefSeq and is a predicted model, not a curated record. The annotation marks the transcript as partial.
CCGGGCCCGGGCGCGGAAGAGGCCGCGCCCCGACCGUCGCCGGAGCCCGACGACGCGGCUGCCGCGCUGCGCCUGGCGCUGGAUCAACUGUCGGCACUGGGACUCGGGCGCUCGGGGGUCCCGGGUACAGACGGCGCGGACGGCGGGGAGCCCGACCCUGCGCCCCCCGAUGGGCCCGAGGCGCCACCGCGCGUGGAGCCAGACGGGAGCCCCGCCGUGCCGCCGCCGCCCGCGCCCGACGUGUUCGCCGGCUUUGCGCCGCACCCCGCUGCCCUGGGUGCCCCGGCGCUAAUGGCCGAGCCGCUGAGCGUGAUCGGCAGCCGCAAGAAAAGCGUGAACAUGACUGAGUGUGUGCCGGUGCCCAGCUCCGAGCAUGUCGCCGAGAUCGUAGGGCGCCAGGGCUGCAAGAUCAAGGCCCUGCGUGCCAAGACCAACACAUACAUCAAGACGCCGGUGCGUGGGGAGGAGCCGGUGUUCAUCGUGACCGGCCGCAAGGAGGAUGUGGAGAUGGCCAAGCGCGAGAUCUUGUCUGCCGCUGAGCACUUCUCCCUGAUCCGAGCCUCUCGAGGCAAGGCCGGUGGGCUGCCGGGUGCUGCCCCAGGUCCCCCCAACCUGCCCGGACAGACCACCAUCCAGGUGCGCGUGCCCUACCGCGUGGUGGGGCUGGUGGUGGGGCCCAAGGGCGCCACCAUCAAGCGCAUCCAGCAGCGGACACACACGUACAUCGUGACGCCCGGGCGGGACAAGGAGCCGGUAUUUGCGGUGACCGGGAUGCCGGAGAACGUGGACCGUGCGCGCGAGGAGAUAGAGGCGCACAUCACGCUGCGCACUGGUGCCUUCGCGGACUCAGGUCCCGAGAGCGACUUCCACGCCAACGGCACCGACGUGUGCCUGGACUUGCUGGGCGCUGCCGCGGGACUCUGGGCAAAGGCCCCGCACCCCGGCCGGCGGCCCCCCCCAGCCACAGCCACCGGUGGUCUCCGCGGGGACAACACCCUGGGUGCACCUGACGCCUUCUACACUGGCGGCCGAGCGGGGCCACCAGGACCAGACCCAGGACCCGCCAGCCCCUACAGCAGCUCCGGCAAUGGAGGUUUCACUUUCGGCGGGGACAGCGCAGGAACCCCCGCUCCUGAAGACUGCGACUUCGGCUUUGACUUCCUGGCCCUGGACCUCACUGUGCCUACGGCAGCCACUAUCUGGGCACCGUUUGAGCGCGCUGCGCCCCCCUUGCCCACCUUCAGCAGCUGCACCGCCAUCAAUGGGACCCCAGGGCCACCCCCAGCGGGAGCGCGGCGGGGCAGCGGGACGGCUACCCCGCGCCACUCACCUACACUGCCCGAGCCCGGCACUGGCAGUGGCCUGGGCCUGGACCUCCCUCUGUCCCGCAGGGGCGCCCCAGACCCGGUGGGCGCGCUCCCCUGGCGGCCCCCCCACGGCACCCUGCCGCCCUUUUCCAGCGGCACCAGCUUCUCCGCGCCCACAGCGCUGGACUCCAGCGCCUCGGAUGGCAACCGCAAGCCCACCUCCUCCGCAGCCGCCUCUGCGCCCUCCUCCGCACCCGCGGCUCCCUGCCCGCCCACCGCUGCCCUAGCUCGCGAGUGCGUGGUGUGCGCUGAAGGCGAGGCCAUGGCUGCGCUGGUCCCCUGCGGCCACAACCUCUUCUGCAUGGACUGCGCCGUCCGCAUCUGUGGCCGCAGCCAGCCCGAGUGUCCCGCCUGCCGCACACCGGCCACCCAGGCCAUUCGUGUGGGGACAGCCAGCCAGUGGCCGGGCUGCGACACCUCAGUUCCUGACAAAUGACAGUAUUGAGUGGACAGGUUCAAAUAAACCGAGAGAAGAGGUCUCCUUGCA